AUGAUUUAUAAUCACCAUUUUAUUGGUAUUUUUUUUUUGGUUUUGUUUUUUUUUAAAGUAUAUAAUUGUCUUUAUGUAACUGAUGGUAGCGCAAUAAUUUUAGAAAAUACUGGGACAAAAUACAAACUUUUUUCAACGGAUAUGAAAUGGGGAACAGGUUCCGGAAAUCAGAUAGUGACUACUAUAACUAGUAAUAAAAAUGAUGAAGAAUUAUUAUGGAUUGUUAACCUUUAUGAAGAAGGUAAAAGUAUGAUGGGGAAUAAAAUACAAUGUGAUGAAAUUGUAACACUAAAGCAUGUUAAGUCAAAUGGCUAUUUAAUAGGUUCUCAACAUUAUUCUAUAUUAUCUAACAAUUUUGAAUUAAGUAUUGAUAAAGAUAAUUCAUUCGGAAGAUUUCAAGUUAUUUGUGAAAAUAAAAAAGGUGGCUCCUACUGGAUGUUGGGUGAAAAUGUUUAUUUGAAAAGUUUGAAUCAGAAUGGAUACUUAUCUACCAGCAAAAAAUACGAGUUUAAUCAGUAUAAUUGCCACAACUGCCCAAUCUUAUAUCACUUAGAAACAUGCAUUACAAAAAGUAGCUAUCAAAAGAAUGAAUAUAAAUGGAUAGCUAAAUCGGGGGUCAUUAUUAGCGCCUUUGGAGAAGAAAAAUCCAACAAAUAUAAUGAUGAUGACGAACUUUAA
Messenger RNA from Plasmodium yoelii, 678 nucleotides. RefSeq names its product dolichyl-phosphate-mannose--protein mannosyltransferase, putative. The transcript has 7 exons. The record is from RefSeq and is a predicted model, not a curated record. NCBI's taxonomy places the organism in Eukaryota, Apicomplexa, Aconoidasida, Haemosporida, Plasmodiidae. The coding region runs from base 1 to 678 and encodes 225 amino acids.